CGAUGAUAGACAGAGCCCAGUAGAGAGGUUCACCGUGCUGUCAGCAUUAAUGGGUCACCUCUGUAAUCUUUACCAGUUAACGUGAAAGAGAGAGAAAAAUACUCCCAAAAAAAAUAAGCGAACUUUUUUAACAAAAAGAAAAGAAAUUAACACCCUUUUAAUUUUUAUAUAUUUUUUUCUUUCAAAAGAAAAGGGAGAGCGUGGGAGAAUAUAGAUCCAAAAAUCUCUGAAUUUUAGAGAGAGAAAGUGAGUCAAUCACAGUCAUUCUACUCAUUUUUUUACCAACUCUCACCAACUGUAGUUGAGUUUUUGAGGAUUAAUUCUCUAAUUUUUUGGAAUAUUUUAGCUUUCUUGGUGAAAUUUUUUCCAGUUUUUUUUGUACCCAUUUGCAGAUUUAAGGUCUGUGAUUAAUGUUCUGGUGAAUCUGGUGAAAGUUUGGUAAAUUUUGAGGAAAUUGUUGUUAUUUUGUCAUUUAAGGCUGAAUUAGUUGUGGGGUUGUUCAGAUUUGGCAGUUGAUUGAGUAUAUGGUUCAGAUUUGACUGUUGGUUGAGAUUUCUUGUAAGAGUUUUGAAACCCUGGAAUUUAUAUUUCACCAUAGUAGAGGAAAAGUAUUGGAAAGUUUCGAUCUUUAAGUGUAUUAGAUUAGAUGGCUGCUUGGAAAUGGAAGAAUCAGCAAAUUAGGCAUUGAAAUUAGUAAGUGGAAGAGGGUGAGAGACAUUUAGAUUGAAAAUCAAUGGAAGAUUUGUCCAAAUAUGCUCAUAGCCCAGCUCAUCUAGCUGUUAUGCGCCGAGAUUAUGCGGGUUUAAAGCGUAUAAUUUCGUCCCUUCCUAGACUAGCUAAGGCAGGAGAGGUUACUACUGAAGAUGAGUCUAUUGCUGCUGAGCUUCAGGCUGAUGAGCUUUCUGCUACGAUUGAUCGACGUGAUGUUCCUGGCCGGGAGACUCCGUUGCAUCUUGCGGUGCGUUUGAGGGAUCCUACAUCAGCAGAAAUUUUGAUGGCUGCUGGUGCUGACUGGAGUUUACAGAAUGAGAAUGGAUGGAAUGCUCUCCAAGAAGCUGUUUGUACAAGAGAGGAGCAGAUUGCUAUGAUAAUUGCGAGGCACUACCAGCCUCUUGCUUGGGCUAAAUGGUGCCGUAGGCUUCCUCGAAUUGUUGCCUCAGCAUCUAGGAUUCGUGAUUUCUACAUGGAAAUAUCAUUCCAUUUUGAGAGUUCUGUUAUUCCUUUCAUUGGCCGGAUUGCCCCGUCAGAUACUUAUCGUAUUUGGAAACGUGGGUCUAACCUACGCGCUGACAUGACUCUUGCGGGCUUUGAUGGGUUCCGUAUUCAACGUUCUGACCAGACGUUUUUAUUCCUCGGAGAUGGCUACUCUUCGGAGGAUGGGAAGGUGUCUUUGCCUUCAGGCUCAUUAAUUGUCCUUGCUCACAAGGAGAAAGAAAUCACCAAUGCUUUGGAAGGAGCUGGUGCUCAACCGUCAGAAUCUGAAGUUGCCCAUGAAGUAACGUUGAUGUCUCAAACUAACACAUAUAGACCAGGCAUUGAUGUCACACAGGCUGAGCUUGUUCCUCAAGUGAACUGGAGGCGACAGGAGAGAAGUGAGAUGGUUGGAAAUUGGAAGGGUAAAGUGUAUGACAUGCUUCAUGUAAUGGUGAGUGUGAAGUCUAGAAGAGUUCCUGGUGCUAUGACUGAUGAGGAGCUUUUUGCUGCUGAUCCUGAAGAUAAGCUUGCUAAUGGGGGUGAGCAUGAUGAUUUUGAUGACAUAUUAACUGUUGAAGAAAGAAAACAACUAGAUUCUGCUCUUAUGGGAUAUUCCGAGGGUAAUGGCGAGGAUGAUGAGCAUGGUGAUGCUGACUGUCACGAAAGUGGAUUAGGGUCUGCUUUUGAAAAUGGUGAUUCAAAUGGUAACGGUAAAGAGAAGAAAGGUUGGUUUGGCUGGAACAAGAAGAACUCCAAAAGUGCCAAUGAUGAUGCUGAGGAUGCAAAGACAUUAAAGAAAUUCUCAAAGCUUGCUCCUGAAGGGGGCAGCCUAAAACAUAUUGAUUCUCAAAAGGAUGACGCAAGUGAUCCAAAGAAAGGAAAAGAUAAGAACAGCAAGAAGAAAAAGAAGAAAGGGCCAACCAGUGAGUCUAAGCAUGAGAGUGAAUACAAGAAGGGUUUGAGACCUGUUCUGUGGUUGACCCCAGAUUUUCCUUUGACAACCGAGGAGCUUUUGCCAUUGCUAGAUAUACUAGCGAAUAAGGUUAAGGCUGUUAGGAGACUUCGAGAACUUUUAACCACUAAGCUACCAUCUGGGACAUUCCCUGUCAAGGUCGCCAUCCCAAUUGUUCCAACAAUUAGAGUAGUUGUCACAUUCACAAAAUUUGAGGAACUCCAGCCUAUAGAAGAGUUCUCAACACCUCUUUCUAGUCCAGCUCAUUUUCAAGAAGGCUCAAAAUCGAAAGACUCAGAGGGGUCCUCUUCUUGGAUCUCAUGGAUGCGAGGAAGUCGUGGUGGGCAAUCAAGUGAUGGUGAGAGCCAAAGUCAUCGCUAUAAAGAUGAAAAUGACCCUUUUAGUAUUCCAGCGGACUACAAUUGGGUUGAUGCCAAUGAGAAGAAACGUCGCAUGAAAGCUAGAAAAGCUAAGAGCAAGAAAAACCGUAGACCAACAACAGCACCCAAAAAUGGGGAUAUUGGACAACAAUUGAGUGAGGAAGUGGAGUAAUAUCUGCAAGGAAUGAUGUCUGUAUCAAGUGAAGAGACUCCCGUUCAAGGUAGAGGUAAAAAUCUCUCCUUAUGUGCACUCAAAACAUUAGACCAAGUGAUGGAAUGUUACAUGCUGUUGUGAAAGAGAGGGAGGGAGGCUGCAGGGCAAUUCUUGUUGACCCCAAAUGGCGCUUCUUCAUGCUGUUGUGUUCUGUUAUGUGAUGUGAAAUUCGUGAAGUAAAAGCUACCAUGUUUCUUGAUAGCAUUGUUUUUGUUCUAACCUUCGUUUUUCCUCCCUUAGACCAGUGUUAUGUAUCUAUUUAUUAUUUUUCUCACCCACAAGGCAUUUGUUUGUUUCGUAAGUUUUUGUUCAUCAAUGUUAAAUUGAUCGUUGUUUGUACUUACUUUGAUGUGUAGUUUAGGGAUCACAUCAAUGUAGCUUGAUGGCGACAGAUCCGCUGAUAUGUUACUUCGUUGAAAAGCUUGCUGACUUAUCUUUCUUGGUGCUAAAUUGCUUUUGCAAGUGUUACUAGCUACGUUGCCAA
Messenger RNA from Chenopodium quinoa (quinoa), 3224 nucleotides. RefSeq names its product ankyrin repeat domain-containing protein 13A-like. The transcript is spliced from 3 exons. Bases 734 to 2698 code for a protein of 654 amino acids. Gene Ontology annotation, molecular function: protein binding. Gene Ontology annotation, cellular component: cytoplasm. The record is from RefSeq and is a predicted model, not a curated record. NCBI's taxonomy places the organism in Eukaryota, Viridiplantae, Streptophyta, Magnoliopsida, Caryophyllales, Amaranthaceae.